Molecule: messenger RNA, 5951 nt
Organism: Nothobranchius furzeri (turquoise killifish)
Lineage: Eukaryota; Metazoa; Chordata; Actinopteri; Cyprinodontiformes; Nothobranchiidae
Product: arginine vasopressin-induced protein 1
Biological process (GO): positive regulation of MAPK cascade
Source: RefSeq, a predicted model, not a curated record
UUCUUAUUUUUUAUUUAAGGUAUAACCAGAGUCAUAUAGAGUUUAUUUUCCUCCCUCUCUCCCUCCAAUUUGUUUCUGUGUCACAUAAUUUGACUUGGUCAUGGAUCCUGCGUCAUUCCGGCGCAGGAUCCUCACAUGUCGCGCAUGACAGACGGCAGCAGCUCCAGCCUGGUCCAUUGACGUCAAUGUGUUUACAGCGCUCACAUCCUACGUGGCCGGAAGGCGGGGCCUAACACCACCCUUACUUCUUCCUCCCCUGACUCCUGAUUGGUGGGAACAAGUACGUUAGCAGCUCGGCCAGGCGGGCGCACAAAGGUUGAGUCUCAGAGAGGACCCCGAUUUAUGACCGACGCGCAAAUAGAGGACACAUCGAUUGUGGGUGAAACUCCACAAACAGCCUUCCAUCAGUGCGGCCUGUGGUUGAGAGAAGACAUACGGAGGUGCGGAGGGCUCGGAUCCUUCUUCGAGUGAACCCCGUGCACUACUUUUCCCGUGUCUCUCUGGAUGGAAAGUGGAACCACCCCCUCCUCUUCCUCCCUGCUGGUGGGUCCUUCCCCACGAUGGCACCUGGCUGAGAGGAGAAACAGAAAGGCCGGAGCAUGGAACAUUUUCAGUGACGUGAACCUGUGGCAGCUCCAAAGGCUGUUCAGGGAGGCGGGGGAUGAGGAUGCUGAACAGAGGGCCCAGCUGAUUUGGGGACAGAGCGAUGAGGCUGAACUGGCCAAGGCUCUAAUAGGACUGAGAGCUCGAAGUCGUCGGAGAGGGCUGAAGACCAACGGGAGGGAGGUGUUGGGCUCUCACUGGCUCAGAGCCUUCAAUCACCUCAGGAUUGAGGAGAACUUAUCGAGCAGCCAAGCCGAAGAUCCUGCUGAUGAGAGUGACUUCAAAGCAGAAGCACAGAGAAGUCCAGAUCCUCACACACAUGUCUCAGUAGGAGCAUCGGCACGAGAAACGGGAGCCAAAUUAGCACUAAAAGGGAGCCAAAGCCCCGCAGGGUCCUUUGAGAGACCAAAUAAAAACAGCUCAGGACUGAGGAGAGGAGAGAGAAACCCAGACAGAUACCUCCACAGAAUACUCCACUGAGAGAACCAGCAAUGCUAAUUAAAACCUCCAGCAGAUAGCACGGUCACAUAUGGUUGUCUAGGUUCUGCUAAACCUAGAAAUCGGUAUUUUCUUCUUAUUUUCUUUAAUCACAAACUGGUUCAAGGUUUCUUUAAGCUUUAAAUAAUGGUUUCUUACACUAAAAAUGACAUUUUGUCUUUAUUUAAAUUAUAGAUGAUUUAUACACAGUUACAUCAAGCAUUAUUCUUUCUAUAUGUGAAAUAUUUCCCUUCUUAGUCCAUAAUAACAAUUAAAAUGAACAGUUGAAAAAUGACCACAAUUCCAAAACAACCAUUAAUUUCUGUCCUCCAAAUAAGCAGUUUUACAGAAAGUUAAUAAUCAAAUUUACAGAUAAAGUUAACUAUAAUUGUAAAGCUAAAAUAAAUACACAAACCUGUGUGAGCCUAACUGUAGUGAAUAAUCCUGUUUCUAUCGGCUGCUUAACGCGCAAUACUAAUCUUGGCCAGUAGGUGGCAGUAACACGACAUACAAAUUGAAUUAGAAAUGCUGUUUUAAACAACAUAACCCCCUAAAUUUUUAACAAAUAAACACAAUUUAUAGCAACAGUUAUGAUUUCAGCUCUCUUUUAAACCAAGAGUGAGCGUGUGUGAAAGAGAAAGUGACAGAGGGAGUGAAAAUGAGCUCCAGUACCUUUUAGCAUCACGCCCAUCUACUUCCGGACCAUGGGUCCCUGGAAGAACGAAAAAAAUGAAUGCAAGUCAAUGGGGCUAAAAAACCAUAGAUAUGUAUAUCUGUAUAUAUAAACACUAGAUGCCUCGUCUCUGCUGUUCGCUAAUGGGAUGCAAAUUUUUUUGUAUUUUCACUAUUUCUUAACUUUUGUUUUCUUAUUUAUUGAAUUUCAUUUAUUAAUUAUAAUCUCUUUGGAAAUGCUUUCUGAAAAAGUUAGGAAAUAAUCAAAAGAUAGAUUAGGUUAUAAAUAAGAUGGAUUACAGUAAUAAAUAAGAUAGAUGGAUAAUGGAUUGAUCUUGCGAAGGAGAUUUUCAACAUUCAUAAAACCAGAUAAACAGAAGGUAGCAGCAGCAGCAAUGGAACCGCUGGUUCAUAUUAUUUUAUUUACAUAAAAACCAUUAACUACUGAAAAAUGUACAAGUAUAGGUUUUCUUUGCAACAGUUACAGAUGAAAGGUGAUCCCACGUUGUCUCAGUUUGUCACAGCGGCGAUUCGAGCAUCCGUAGGCUGCACGAAAGUCAGGCAUGUUGACCCUCAAGCUUCCCAAUUAAUAAAGGUGUAUUUCUGCACAUAAAAUGUCCUGUAGUGUUUAAUAUAUCCCAAUAUAAGUUUAGUGUCCGGCGUUGUCCCCCCGAGGGAUUCUCUCGGUUCUCCGUCCGGCUCUCCCUCGUGACGGAGGCAUAUGAGCGCCGUCUGGGGUACUCUGGGUCAUCCGCCCACCUACCUCGGCCGGCUGCCUCUGGUGUCCGUUUUCGGCGCUCUCCCUGUUCUGCUGGUCCUCUGUAGCGGUUUCUCUGGCGGCGGCCAUAAUGGAUCGUGGUCCAACCUCCCUCGUCCUCAUCCUCAUCGUAAACAUGUGGAGGCAUGUUGUGCCUCUGAAAAACGUUUAAACCACUUGGUUCUGUGUAAAACACUUUUUUUAAAAAAAAGGAAAAAUUGUUUUGUCACUUGGGCAUAAGUGGCCCCUUUAAUAAACGGCAAUUCAGCAUUAAUUUAUUUUAAAGUAAAACGAGCAACUCCCACUGAGGUAAAUGGUCAACUUUGUUUUGCCAAGCAGUGCACCCACCGUAGCCUCGUCAUCUCUAAGCUAAGCUAGACGGCUAAUAAACAGAGAAACAUCCACAAACAGCCAUUUACACAACGAUUGGGCUGUCGUAAAAUCUUUAUUGGUUUCGUAGAACCGCAUAAAAUAUCGAUUGUGGUCUCAACCUGAAUAACAUGCAGAUAGCCUAGGUGGGACACAUGGUUCACAAUUAAGCCACUUUCAAAAGCAAAAGCGUUACUUUCAACAUGUGCAAGUAUGCUGUCUCAAGCCCGUUUGUAACGAGGCAAACCGCUUGUAAAUCCGUUAAUAUUUCAUCGAGUUAAGGGUGUUUUUGUUUAAGCUGAUCACUCAACCUUUCAGCUGCUACCAUUGAGAGUGGAGGGGUCUGUUGUCUGAGGUAAGAUGGCCACCGUUUAGCUACGCCCUCGACUCCUGCUUUUGUCAUCUAGUGUUUAUAUACAUAUCUAUGCUAAAAACGCUAUUUUCUAAUCCCGCUUGUUAUGUGCCAUGGAUUUCACAUGUAAUGUCCGUGAAUUUUAAAGAAGCUUUUUGAUACCAAGAAAGCGCUCUUUUCGAACGGGGGGAAACGCUAUUUUGGGUUUUGUGUGAAAAUAAGUCCAGGGUUACAAAUGCACAUCACGAAAGUGAUGUAACCGAACCAGACACGGAGAAAACUGAGGGAAAAGGGCUGUAAAUUCAGCAAACUUCCCACAGGAGGAGCGAACCACCGUCAAUCUGGCCAUGUGGUAAGUAGCAGCUACUUUGGGGAGAAGAGAUUAUGUGGUGACGUCACUUGACAUGAUUUCUGAUUUGUAGUCAUGUUAAUUACGAACAUUUACAAGCUGAUAAAUCUCAAAGUAUGUGACAGGCGUAGUUAAAAGUAAACACCCAUCAUUACUUUUCAUUUAAAUUGCAGUACAACGUAUGUGUGGUCCAGGCCGUAAGGCAAAGCAGAUUAGAAAAUAACGUUUUAGCCCCGUUGGCUUGCAUUCGUUUUUUCAUUCUUCCGGGAACCCAUGAGCCGACCGGAAAGGGAGGCUAAAGCCGGUUUCACACUGCAAGCAUCAGCAGAACAGAACGACAGGGAAGCGGCACCGCUUCAAAUAGAAUCCCAUUAUAUUCUAUGGAGUUUUUCAAACUAGCCACGACGUGGCAAUUUCCAGGCACGUCCCCGAAGCGGCAUGCGGUGUAGCGCCGCUAAAGAUAGGAUCGAGUUCUAUUUUUUCCGUGAGCCGCUUCUGGGACACGUCAAUUUCUGCAGUUCCCAUAGUGCGAGACAGAAAACCACAAGGUUUCAGUGUAAAAUCCCCAGUUAUAUUCAAAAUAAAAUGCAACGUUGCGAUGUUAUAUAUAACUUACGUCAGCACGUGUGACCGAACGGCUUUGUUUACCACCAGUUUCUUUCGAGAAGUGCAACGGUAUGAUUCCUCGCAGGGGUUGUGAUCUCUCGAUGAGGAAGGUGUCGGAACAUCUCAAGAGAUUUUAGAAUCUCGUGGGUACAGCGAGGCACAGCGAGGAAGCCGUGUCGUGCCGCGGCCAAGACUCUUCCGGUGUGAAAAGGACCGCUUUGAAGUUUGCGAGUGAGCUGCUUCGCUGCUGUUCCGGUCCGCUGAUACUUGCAGUGUGAAACCGGGGUUACGCUUCCUGUACUGCACACUGGAAGCAUCAGCGGCACGGAACAGUAGUAAGACGUCAAUGCUUCAAAUAGAAUCCAUUGGAGUACAUGGGCGUGAUUCAAACCAGCCGCGAUGCAGCAAUUUUCAGGCGCAUCCCAGAAGCGGCACGCCGCGCUGUGCUAAAGAUAAGAUUGGGUUCUAAUUUUGCUGCGUGUCACUUCUAGGAGGCGACAAUUCCCGCAGUUAACAUAGGGCAAGACAGGAAAUCACACAUGGUUUUAGUGUCAAAUCCCCCAGAAAUUUUCAAAAUAAAAGUCUUGCGGUGAUGCAAUUUCAUAUUUAUGUAGAUUAUGCCAAUUCAAGUGACUUAAUGGCUUAUUUAUUCCCAAGCGCAGUAGUGCGUUUUUCAUGACUUUAAUCCUGUCAGUGGAGAGGAACAACAUCAUACAUGACAUCAAAAAGUGAUAUCAAACAUGUUUUCCUUCUUUUGUGUUUACUGGCGGACGACAUAAGCUUGAGGGAUUUUGUAAUCUCCUGAGGAGGAUGGUGAAAGUCUCGAGGGAUUUUGUGAUCUUGUGAGUCGAGCAAGAAACACAGCGGAGAAGCCACUUUGCGGCUGAGACUCUCCCGGAGUGCAGCGAUUGUCACGAUUAAACCUUUCCGCUGCCAUUCUGCGCCGCUGAUGCUUCCAGUGUAAAGUAGGCGUCAGUCAGCUAGCGCCCCAAAGGCAUUCAAUUCACUGAUGCUGAUUGGUCCAAAAAUUUCCAGUUCUCCCUAGCAGUCAAAUGUGAUUGGCUGUUUAGCUGCAGUUCAGGGGCGCAUUCCCAGUGCCCUAGGAGUGAAACUAGAAAGCCUGGUGGAGGAAAUUCACUUUUUAAUGAGAGACAGCUGGUGAAAAUGAUGUGCAAAUAAUUCUAAUUGAAUGUGGGCACAUUAAAUUAAACAAGUUUGACACAUUAAUAGAAAAUAUAUGAAUAGAUAUUAUGGUUUAAUUUAGUUUUUAGAUUUUUCUCUUCCUUCAAGUCAGGGAGGGUGGUGCCCCAGCACCUCCUAUUGACGAGCCGCCACUGCCUAAUACCUAAAUAUCUAAAUUUGAUGUCCAGCAGUUAAAAACUAAAUGUGAAUAUAUUUUUUAAAUGAGUAACACUAAACAAGUUGAACGCCUGAGUAAUGUUGAUUUUGCAUGUAUAUUAAAACAUGUCCCUUUGUUGUAGCUUGCGCGCAUCAUAGAUGAUGAUAGAAGAUCAUUUGUCCAAUGACGUCAUCUUUGAUGGGAAAUCCUGUUUUGUCUUUUUGUUUUUUCAUUUUGAAGUAAACAUUUCACCAGUGCUUUACUUGUUUAAGGUGAAUAAAGGUGUCAGAGACUAAAGAUAACAAGUUCAAAGCCUUGUUGUGCAAGGAAAAGUGAUCACUGUUGAUAAAUUGACUUUUGUAACUUUUGUCACCUGUUUAAGUAAAAAAUGAAAUGUAUCAAUAUAAAUAAACACUUUUGUCAUUUC